AUGUGGUUCAAGGCGAAAACGUUUGACGUUGCAAAGACCGCGCAUCAGGGGGAACACCCGUGCAGGGAGCACCUUACCUGCCCGCAAAGUAAUGUUUAUUUAAAUUCUAUAAUUCUUCAGGGUGAAAAAAUAGUUGAUGACAGCGUAGGAGUCCAUUUUCCUGAGGAGUUGUACAAACUUGCAAGGAAGUCACAGCCCCAAAGGCUCACCUGGUUCAUAUCCCAGGUCCUGGAUGAGGUGUCCCAGCUCCUGGAGGAGGAUCUGGACACAGUGGCCUGGGACGAGAAGAAGAUGAAGGACUUCAUGAGCACCCUGAACACACAACUGGAGGGCACUGAGUCAUGUGUCGUGUCUAAGAUGAAGAAGAGCAAGAGACUGAACCUGUACUUCAAGAAGCUGAGAAAUGAAACACUGGGGAAAAUGGAGGACGAGGCCCAGGCAUGGGAGCUGAUCAGGAAGGAGGUGCACAAGCAUCUGAAGUGGGUCGACCUUUUGGCCAGCACACGCCUGUAGUCUAAACACCCAGGCUUACCACAGCGGUGGGAAACCGUACUGAAGACGCGU
Molecule: messenger RNA, 564 nt
Organism: Clupea harengus (Atlantic herring)
Lineage: Eukaryota; Metazoa; Chordata; Actinopteri; Clupeiformes; Clupeidae
Product: interferon a3-like
Exons: 5
Coding region: 1-513 (170 amino acids)
Biological process (GO): defense response
Cellular component (GO): extracellular region
Molecular function (GO): cytokine receptor binding
Source: RefSeq, a predicted model, not a curated record